AUGGCUCCUUCGGACCCCGUCGGAACCUGGCAGGAUGACAAAGGGACCGAGUACAAGGUCUCUCGUGAUGGGCCGGCGAGAUGGACUGUGGAAACUUGCCGUCCAGACGGCCGGCGCCGUGUAACAAAAGGUUUGCUAAAAGUGUGGGAGGGUGCGGUUUAUUGGGGAUCGUCCUACUACUUGGACGAUUGCCACAAGCGUUGGCUCACCUGGAAGCCGCUGAAGGAAGGAAAAUCCGAGUACCACUGGUACGCAGUAGACGAUCCGAAGAAGCGCGAGAAGCACUUUGUUGUGAAGGAGCCCCGUGAUGAGGACGCCGACAGUCCCAAGGAUCGCGAGGUCACACAGACCAAGGAUAUGGCAUCGCAGACCGAAUCCGUUCGGCCAGCCGUGGAGAUGAUUGUGCGGAUCACCGGCAAGUGGAGGGAUGAGAGUGGCAGCCGCUACGAAGUGGUACCAGACUCUGACUCCACAUGCACAGUGGUCACCACACGUCCGACCGGGAGAGUCCUCCGAACAGAGGGGCUAAUCCAGUACAAACCAGAGGAGUGCUGUAUCUACUGGGGGAACAAGUUUCGCCUUGAGCUGAAAGAUAGCCAGAGCUGCGUCUGGGUUCCCCUGCGCAGUGGCAAGUCCUUCUGCUGGCAGGCCGACAGUCCCCGACCGGUGGUGAUGCACACGAGCACUUUGCCCACAGCAAGGAACAUAGUGGAGGCAUCUGCCCAGUUGCAAGACCUCCUAGGCAUCUCAAAAUCUUCUGGGAACAGCCGCGGUGGUCUCCAGAAGCGGAUCUACAACCGCCCGCUGAUUUCGAGGAACUCGACUUAUAGCUCCUGA
Molecule: messenger RNA, 837 nt
Organism: Symbiodinium sp. CCMP2456
Lineage: Eukaryota; Dinophyceae; Suessiales; Symbiodiniaceae
Source: the annotation of a GenBank genome assembly